AUUUGAGCUGGAAUCCAUGCUGAAUCGACUCAGAAUUCCGAACCGGUUCCGGAAUGGUUUGACUGGGUAAAGGUAUAAUAAUGUCGGACAUUUUGAAAUGUCUAUAUGAGUCGCUGUCAAUUCAGUCGAGCUCAGCUCCCAAACGGAAUGACGACACUAACGCACCUGGUAAUUAUAUCCCUAGAAAAUGUCUUCGAUUUUUACACAACUGAAGUUGAACGUCUGUUCUCUAUGGAUACAAGUUUAUGGAAUCUUCAGAGACUUUUAUGGACGUAAAAUACGUUUUCAUUGAUUGAAGUGAGCUAUUGUUAAGCAUUUCUCACCUCUUUUAAAACGUUUGAAUCAAAUAAUCACAUAUAAUCCACCUUCCUAGUUCAAAUAACUCCGUCAACAGUUAAUUGGAAUUGCAUCGUUCCCAUUCUAAGUUACAUAUUUAUAUAGUUUUCGACAUACAUAUUUUCGAAGCACUCGUCUGCUUGGCAUGAAUAAAUAACAAUUCUCUGCCGUCAACGUCUACAAAGGUGCUACAUCUGCAUGUUUCAUUUCCCUCCAUAUCAUUUCAUUCCAGUUCACAAUUCUAGGUGCUAUUGAAUGUGAACUUAUUCAGAGUGGAUGCAUAACUAAUCGAUUUGAGGAGACUGGGUAUUUUUGGGUCACUAUUUACAGCAGCAUUCAGUAGUCGGGGGCGUGUGACCAUAUCCUAUAGGAGUAGGGCUGCUCGUUUAGAAGGGCUAUGUUGUGCUAUGCUUGCUGCUUUAUAAACCCAUCGAAGCAAUCCAUCGACAAACCAUAAUUAUUUCCAUCACGAAUACGAAAUCUGUCACGCGUUACGCAAAUUUUCCACCUGGUUUUUCGAGGAAAGGGUGCUUUCGAAAUUACAAGUUUCGGAAUUUCGUUCUUUGACUUGCUCAGUUUCUGCUCAGAAUUUCUUUGUUUGAAAUGGAAAAUUGCGAGACCGGCUGCGAGGCACCAUGUCCCGAAAACGCUGCUGAGGUUCCCUGCGAGACAUUCGUUCAGCCUUGCACUGUUGAAGGUGCUUGUGACAAUGACGUUCCGUGUGACAUCAUAGUACCAGAAGUCGGUUGCAAUCCGUGCGUGGGCAGCAUCUCGCAACCAGCCAUGACCGAGUGCUGCGGUGGAAACCCCGACCUGCCGAGGCAACGGUCACAGGGCAAUAUCCCCCAGCAGCAAUGCUACGACUGUUCCUGUGGACGACCCGACUGUAUGCCGAUGAAAAAAGUGCGCUAUAUUCAACCAACGAGAAGGCAACCGUGCAAACCGGUCGCCUGCUACAAACCCCCGGAAGUAGAAUUUCAAGGUGAUUCCAUAUACAAGACAUCGUACUAUGCCGACCCAGCGACGAUCGUUUGCAAUGCGCGACCCUUGCCAAUACCGCCACGCAACAACCUGGCGAUGGCCCCUGGCUGCCUAGAGAAAAAUACCACCACAUCGUUGUCUUUUCCCUGUUACAAUAACGUAGAGCGCCAGAAACCUAUCAUACCCACCGGUAAUCAAUUAACAGGAGCGGGCCCGAUUCAAGAGAUCACCACAACACGCCACGAUUUUGUUGCGAAAACAACACCGAAGCGAUACAAAAUUAUACCCGAAGGUCACAUUCGCAGCGUGAGCGCUCCGUUCGAAAAACAAACCGUUAACAAGCUCUCAUUUGGCAGCCCAAAUAUGGCGCAUUUCACACCAGCUCGGUCGUGCAAGCCGAUUCGGGAGUAUACAAGAUCUGAAAUUCCAAUGGAAAGCGAUACUACAUCCAAACUAAGCUAUCCACCAGUGUGUCUAGGCCCUAAAGAAGAAGUUCCCUGGGCGCGCCGAGAAGUAUAUCAACCUCCGGCUAUAGCGAUGGAGCACGACACAACCUACAAGAAAAGCUUUAUACCCAACUGUAACAACGAACGAGCGAAGAUGGUUCCCCCAUUCAAUAACUUAUAUGUACCUGCUGAUUCCGGGUUUGAAUCAAAGACAGUCUACAAAGAAAGUUAUCACAAUGGUUGUGGAGAACGUCCCCCGGCAAUUCGUCCUGUUGAACAGUUGCGAAUUCCGAACCAAAAGUUGCAAGAUGACACCGUUUACAAGCUUUCCUUCCCCGUGUACUGCAACGCGGUACGUCCGGCAGCGAUCCUUCCUAGGCCUGCACCUCUGAUAGGCGACGGACCGAUUCAGGAAAUAACCACCACCAGACAUGACUUUGUCUGUAAAAGUGGAAUGAAACGUGAGCUCAUCAUGCCAAAUAAUUUGCUACACUUAGCGCCUGGCAAAUUGGAAAGUGAAACCGUGAACCGGUUAUCCUAUCCAGCCAACAAGGAGAACAUUGUCCCAACAGUGUCCUGCAAGCCGAUCAACGUGUACAAACGACCUGAAGAACCUAUGGAAAGCGAAACUACCCAGAAACAGAGCUAUAUGCCGGUCUGUCCACCACCAAAAGAGCACUACCCAUGGGCUGUACGGGCCAGAUACCAACCACCUCCACUGCCAAUGGAAACAAAUACAACCGCCAAGCUGAGCUAUCCUCCGCCGGGACAGUUUAUCGAAGAAUCUUGCGGAUCCGCUACCGGUCCGUGUUGUCAGUCUUGUGAACCGGCCAUGGUGAACUGUUGUGGAAAUCUUAUGCCUGACAAUGGAUGCUACCCACGGGCGGCCAUAGUAAGCUAGAACAUAUUAUGGGGAAAGGAACGCACAUGUAGAAAAACCACAACACUACCAAAAUCGUACUAGAAUGAAAAGCAGAAACCCCAAAUUUUGUACCAUAGACCAAAGAAAAAAAUAUUCUUCCUGUAGAUUAUCUGUAUUUAUUAAAAUUUCUUUGUAGUAUCUAUUUUACGUUAUCGAUGAACUAAAUUAUAUUGUCAUGUACAUGCUAUGUGUUCCCAA
Messenger RNA from Topomyia yanbarensis, 2883 nucleotides. Its product is annotated as stabilizer of axonemal microtubules 1. The transcript is spliced from 7 exons. Bases 940 to 2664 code for a protein of 574 amino acids. Gene Ontology annotation, biological process: microtubule anchoring. Gene Ontology annotation, molecular function: microtubule binding. Lineage: Eukaryota; Metazoa; Arthropoda; Insecta; Diptera; Culicidae. Gene Ontology annotation, cellular component: cytoskeleton; sperm flagellum; axonemal microtubule. The record is from RefSeq and is a predicted model, not a curated record.